ACUCUAAUUUUGUCAAAUCCUAAAAAAAUCCUAAACUAGCAAAAACUUCAAAGACGCCGUAGUGCUUGGGUGGGGAAGGCAGAUUCAGAGAGAAUUUUUCACAACAAAGAAGACCGUUUUCGCGCUUCACGUAUAAACUUGAGUCCACGUCAUUGUUGUGUAAUCAUGGCGGACGGUCGCGACUACUUCGCUUUCAAUGACUACCAAGGUUAUUACAAUCCAUACUUCGUUCCAUAUCCUAAUAUACCGCCUCAAGCGUCUACUAGUGGUGUAAAUGUACAACCUACGUCGAUCUCGCCGGGAUGUAGUGGAGCCAACACGAGUAGUACAAGCAGUAGCCCUGACUUGGACAAACAGACAUCAUCCUCGAAAGGCAAAAAGGCAUAUGACAAGUUUUCUCACGAUCAACAAGCAAUGCUAGUCAGCCUUUGGGCAGAGAAACACGAUGAGCUUGAGAGCAAAGAUAACAGAAAAGUAUGGGAGGACAUUGCUAGCCAAAUCAACACAAAGUUUAACCUUAAGAGAGCCACAGACAAGUAUAAACAAAAAAUGAAAUACCUGACUGAAAGAUACAAGUCCGCUAAAGAUUGGAAUAAAAAGCAAAGUGGCGGACACCGCAAAGAAUCACUAUUCUUUAAAGAAAUAGACGAGGUUUUAGGAUGCAGGGACAUAGUUACACUACAACAUGUUGCUGACGUUGGUAACAACAACGAUUCGUUUGGCAACGAAGAUGAAUCUACCGCAGAAACAUCAAAAGAAGAACGAACUGACAGAAAGCGUAAGAGUCGCAAGAAUUCAUGACGAAUGCUUUCAAAAGCAUGAGAGAGCACAUGCUAAUGAACACAUUUAUGGAAAAUUUCACGAAAUCACAAGAACAGCAAACGCAGACUAUGAAUGCGUUGGUUGGCGCACUGACAACAUUCUUGCAAAACAGUACCAAGAAUAACUAGACUCAAUGAUAGGUACAUCAACUUUUAUUUGUUGCAGUUAACUUUGAUACUAGAAAUGAUUACGCAUUUAUUUACAACUAUAAAAAACUAUUAACAUCAGCUAGAUAAGAACAAUGAUGAAAACAAAACGAUACAAUUUGUGAAAUUAUUUGACUUGUAAACAGUUAUCCAAGCUAUUCAUUAUGAUAAUGAUUCUUUACGAAUUAAAUAUUUGCUAAAUAGUCCUUUAAUUUUUCCCUUAUGUCUUCUCCAUCUCGUAGAACAUUUGCUCCUGGACUUUGAUAGUUUGCAUCAUCAUGCUCAAAUUCUUCAUCCCAGUCGUCACCAUUUUGGAUACAAAUAUUAUGUAGCACAGCACAGGCUACUGUACAUUUAAUAGCAAAAGCAAUUCUACUGUCAAAACGAUUCUGCAGAAUUCUCCAACGACUUUUAAGAAUGCCAAACGCGCACUCUACCUGAAUACGAGCAGAAGAUAAAUUUUUGUUAAACAAAAUCUCAUCAGGGUCUCUUGUUCCUUCGGGGUAAGGUUUGAUAAGCCAUGGACCUAAGGUAUAGGCACUAUCUCCAACCAAAUAAGGACCAAUUUCUUCUCCGUUUAUAUUCUCAACUGGCUCAGUAAGAAUAUUUCGAUUCUCGGCAUUUCUAUAGACAUCACUACAUCGACGUACACGUGAAUCAUGCAUGCUCCCCGGAAAACCGCACGCAAAAUCUAUGAAUAAUCGUCUGCCGUUUACAAUGCCUUGGAUGAUAAAGUCAUGUUGCUGGUAUCUGCUAAAAUAGUCUGCUGAGCUUUCUGCUGGUGCUCUUAUUCGUAUGUGAGAGCCAUCGAUCGCUCCUACAAUGUUUGGCAAAUCGCUGAGAUCAGUAAAUGUUUCGAUUGACGCCUGAACUUCAGCAACAGUUUCGGGAAAUUUUAUGUAUUCUUUUCUAAUGUCAUAGAGAGAGUUCACUACAUCUUGGACUGCUUCGAUGACCGUUGUUCGUCCAACGCAGAAUGCAGGAGCAAUACUGACAUAUGAAUUCCCGUGUGCCAAUCGAUAUAUUCCAAUAGCCAGUACUGUACUUGGUGGAAUACAGUCUCUGAAUAUUGAGUUCUGUCUUUGUAGUCUAGGUCCAAGGAUAUUCAAAAUAACAUCAAAAGUUGCACGGUUAACUCGUAAUAAUUCUUUGAAGGUGCUAUCUGGAACUGUUAAAUCAUUAUAGUAUACAUCAAAGCAUGAUUCUUGAGGGCGAUUUAUCCUCCAAGCGUACGGUGCAAUUCUCAUCCUAUGAAAUCUUCGUCGAGCUCUUCUUCUAUUGAUAAGUGCAUUAAGUACAAGCGCAUAAUCAGCCAACCAUGCCUCAUAAAGGACGUAAAAAGCAAAGGUCUGUUGUUGUUGAGUCUGAUUAUAAAGAAGAAUCAGCACAAUCGUCGCAAGAGCAGUAAGUUGUUGCUGAUUCAUCGUUAACGCUACCCAAAGGAUUACUCUUGGCGGGAAUUAUAAUGUUUACAUUUAUAAAAUGGCGGGAACUUAAAGUGAAAUAUUAUACCUAUCAAUGAAUUGUGAUUUUUAUAAUGCGACCGUAAAUCUCAUAACAAAAAGUUUCAUUUCCGGAAAAACAAUUUAAUUUUUGAAAAUCUUUUUGGACUCGUUAAUCUAGAAUUUGGGUUGUAAUGCGACUUGGGCCUUAGAUAUCAAAUACCUUCUUAAGUCAUAAACACUUCGAUUUGCAUAAGAAUAGUCUUCCAUUUCAUUGAAAUAAAACACUGAUUGACUAAAUUCCUAUACAGAACUACUUCCGAUCCACAGAGAGUUGUCCUAACUUUGCUUUGAACCAAUCACAGUGCGACAUUCAUACAACGUGAUCAGUAUGCAAAUUAGCCRUCUUUUUAGUAAGAAAAGGUGGAUUACAUAUGA
This is a messenger RNA of Exaiptasia diaphana, 2848 nucleotides long. RefSeq lists its product as uncharacterized. NCBI's taxonomy places the organism in Eukaryota, Metazoa, Cnidaria, Anthozoa, Actiniaria, Aiptasiidae. The transcript has a single exon. The record is from RefSeq and is a predicted model, not a curated record. Bases 166 to 801 code for a protein of 211 amino acids.